Pieris napi is the source of this 1701-nucleotide messenger RNA. RefSeq lists its product as uncharacterized. NCBI's taxonomy places the organism in Eukaryota, Metazoa, Arthropoda, Insecta, Lepidoptera, Pieridae. The record is from RefSeq and is a predicted model, not a curated record. Gene Ontology annotation, cellular component: membrane. Gene Ontology annotation, molecular function: phosphatidylinositol bisphosphate binding. The coding region runs from base 64 to 1623 and encodes 519 amino acids. The transcript is spliced from 10 exons.
GUAUUUAAUUGGAUAUGGUUAAGAAGUAGUGUAAAGAGCAACCGCGUAGUUGUUACACGCAAUAUGGAGUCCAUACAAACAACUCGUGCACUUUCCUUCAAGCCAAAUACUUUAAGUUUUGUACGUGAACAAGUCAAUAUAAAUUCACCAACACGUAUCAAUGAAGCCAUCGAUUUAUUGAUACAAUGGAUUCAAAAACAAAACCAUUUUAUAAAGAAGGAUUUCUCCCGAGAAUACCUAGAGAGGUGUGUUAUCAUAAGCAAAGGUUCGGUGGAAAGAGCAAAGAGAAAAAUGGAGAAAUCUUACACUUUCCGCACGCUUAUGCCAGAAUUGUUACAAUUUUCCAACCCCAGGGAUUUGAUGAAGGAGUAUGAAGGCUCGAUUAUAAAUGUUGUUCUCCCCCAACUGACGGAUGGACACGAUCGCGUAUACGUUAUGAGAAAUUGUGGGCAAAAAUUUACAAGUUUUACUAAUUACUACAAAUUUUUACUUAUGAUGUGUGAGUAUUUUCAAGCUAAAGAUUACAACAACGGUGUGAUUGGGGUGUUUGACUAUAUCGACGCAAAUGUAUUAGAAAUUGUGAAGACCAUAAACAUAGUAGAAGCUCGACAGCUGAUUACAAUUGUUACGGAAGGUUUUAGCCUUCGACUCAAGGGAGUACAUUUUAUGACGUCAUCAAAGGCUAUAGACACACUUGUUUCUUUACUAAAACAGGCCUUGAGCGAAAAACUGGCAAAGAGAAUUCAUGUGCACAGAGAUCUCACAUCUUUAAAAGAACAUUUUCCAUUGGAAAUUCUGCCAAUCGAGUAUGGCGGCAAGGAAAAAUCUAUGUAUAAAUUACAGGCUGAUCAUUUCAUAGAGGCAACGGUGGUAACAGCAAAGGGAUCUAUAGAAGGUGCAAAAAAGCAAAUUGAUAGUGCAUGUACUAUGAGGACUAUGUUACCACACUUCUUUGGUGUCACCGAUUUUACCAAAGACUUUGCGAAUGUCUUCGAUAUUGGAUCAGCCAUCGUUAUGCCGAAGCUCACAGAAGAACAUCACAGAAUAUUUGUGUUAAAAAGUAAAGGCCCUAUCACGAGUUCGGCGCAGUUGCUUAACUUUUACAGAUUCGGAAUAUGUCUUGGAGAAUACAUGAAAGCACACGACUACGUUGCAAGUUAUCAAUGCAUUUUUGAUAUACGCUUGGCAAAUGUCUCUGAUGUUAUAAAAAAUUUGAACCCAAUGGAUUUACGUCAAAUUAUUACAAUUAUUGUUGAAUGCUAUGGAUUACGAAUAAAAGGACUUCACAUUGUGUCAAACUCAAAGGUAGUGGAUACUUUGAUCGCUAUUUUGAAAACGCUAUUAAAACCGAAGAUGAUACAGCGGCUACAGCAUCACAAAGAUUGUGAUACUCUCAUACAGCUUUUUGGAAAGGAAUAUUUACCAGAAGAUUUAGGUGGUACUGAGCCAUCUGUAAAAGACUUGAGAGAUGCAUGGGCAGAAGUUUUGCAUGCACCAGAGUUUACAGAGUAUAUUCGAGAUAUGGACAAUGCCAAGACUGAUGAAAGCUUCCGGCCGAAAUGUAAAUUUAAUGAGGAAUAUGCGGGAAUGCCUGGAACUUUUAGGGUUUUAAGUGUAGAUUAAACAAAUGUCAUAAUAUAUAUUUGUACUUUUAAUAUAUGUAUAGUUAUAUUACUAGAUAUGUAAGUUUUUUUUAUGUUU